GGCUGUGCUUUCCUGAGUGCUGUGGUGGCAGUGUCUCGUGUGGGAGCAUUAGUGUGGAGGGAGAGAGUCAUGUCUCGUGGGGGGUCUGCCUUCAAAUGAAAGGCGGCUAUUUUACUUGCAGGGUGGUUCAGUGUUCCACUGAAGGGAGGUUUCCCAUGAGGAACCACAUCAGGUCCAUCUCAACAUUGUGUUUCUAGGAAGCAUUGGAUCAUGUGGGUGUCGUAAGAAUCAGGACGGGAAUGCGUUUGACGUCCCUGUUUGAGGUUUAAGGACCUGAUGAGGGUUUGAAUGAAGUGAGUUUUAAAGGAUUUGUACGUUUGUGUAAUGGAACCAGUCCUUUGGGUCCUACAUACCUAGGUGGGUUUGUGUGUGGGUGUGUGUUUGUGCGUACACACGCGUAUGUUUGUGUUCCUCCACAGGGUAAUGGCAAUGAGCCGAGUAGGUAUAAGGGGUCUGUUUGUUGUGAUGUGACCUGUCCCUUUAAUAUAUCAAUGUGUGUGUUCUGCAGGUCCAGCUGGAGGUCCCCUAUGAUGUCCCCUAAUGGCUCAAUCCCACCCCAUCCACGUGCCUCCGGGAUACAUCUCACAGGUGCUGGAGGACAACACUGGGGUGCGACGGGUGGUGGUGACGCCGCAGUCCCCCGAGUGCUACCCUCCGUCCUACUCCCCGGCCCUCUCUCCCCACCCACCACCUGCCCCCCUACCUGGCCCACCACCCCCACUUCAUCCCAACUCCCUUCUAACCCCCCCGUGAGCCCGGGGACCUGCCGCCCCACCAGUACUACCAGCACCACCUGCCCCCCAUGUACGGCGACCCAGAAAUCAUCCCCGUCUAUGCAUGUCCAACUAUAUAGGCAGAGAGGAGGCCUACAGUAAGCCACAGCCCAAGAAGAUAAGGAACAGAGGCAGCUGGAGCGACAGAACCGCCUCAACUCCCCUCCCACCACGCUGUACAAGGCAGCUUGGGAACCGCACACAACGGAUACAGCAGCAACAAAUCACACUGCCCCUUGCUGGGGUCGCUGGGGUCAGGGGGCGGAGUCAGCAGCCCUGGAGGGAAGAAGCCAGAAAGGAGGCUCAGAAGCAGUCCCCGGAACAGUGAACCAGACACACACACACCAGAUCAUGACUCAGAGGGAAAGAGGGUUCAAGAUAUGCUUUCUGCAGUCGACAAACCACAGAUAUCCAACAUCCAGGCGCGGGCAGCACGGCUCUCCUGGGCUCUCCCGGUGGGCCUGGUGAACAGGCACGGCAACGGCAUGCCCGUGUCCUGCUCCUACGAGGUGUCUCUCUCCGACAAGGGCCGGGACGGGAAGUACCGGCUCAUAUACAGUGGAGAGGAACUGACGUACAAUCUGAAAGACCUUCGGCCAGCAACAGAAUACCACAUACGCGUGUCGGCGCUGUACAACACGGUCAGAGGCUCGUGUUCUGAUGCAGCCGCGUUCAAAACGCAGUCUUCUGUCCCGGACCCCCCCUUCUCCCCCAAACUGUCCCACCGCACGAAGAGCACCCUGACCCUACAGUGGAAGCCCCCAGGGGACAACGGAUCCAAAAUCACAAACUACUUUGUUGAAUGGGAUGAGGGGAAGAAGAACAGUGUGUUCAGGGAGUGUUACUACGGCAGCCAGAGGCUCUGCAAGAUCACACGGCUCACCCCCGCCAGCGGCUACACCUUCAGGGUCGCCGCGCUCAACGACGCCGGCACCAGUGGCUUCAGCGCGGACGUGGUGUUCUACACCAUGGGCACGUUGCCCGCCCUGCCCCUGCCCCCCAGGCUGGUGCGGGCCGGGGUGUCCUGGGUCACCCUGGAGUGGGGCCGUCCCGAGGGGAGCCCCAGCGAGGAGCAGCUCAAGUACACCCUGGAGAUCCAGGAGGACAACAGCGGAAUUGACUUUUAUCCCAAGUACACUGGAGAAAACCUGACCUGUACUGUGCAAGGCCUGAAGAGGAGUACCCAGUAUAAGUUCAGGCUGACAGCGUCUAACAUCGAGGGCCGGAGCAGCCCCAGCGAGGUACUGGUCUGCACCACUAGUCCGGACAAACCAGGACCCCCAUCCACACCGUGUGUGACCAGCGCCACCCCGUACGGAUUCACCGUCACCUGGGACCCACCCCAGGACAACGGGGGGUCCGACGCACUCUCCUACCUGCUGGAGAUAUCUGAGGGCUGCUCUGAAGCGAGCCAGUGGAACGUGGCAUACAGCGGCCCCGCUGAACAGUGUGUGUGUGAGCGUCUGGCGCCCGGAACCUCCUACCGCCUGCGUGUGUGUAGCAUCAGCACCGGUGGACACAGCCAGUGUACCCUCAGCGUUACAGUCCGGACAUUAAGCGUCCCACCGGGACCCUGCCAGCCACCAAGGAUUGUGGGUAAAGCCAAACACAAGGAGGUGCAAUUGGAGUGGGACUCCCCUCUGGCCCAGGGAGUGUGUGAGGAGAGUGUGUUCAGUUUGGAGAUGGGCGAGGGCGACAGUGAGCCCGUGGAGGUGUACCACGGGACAGAGCUGCAGUGCACCGUGGGAAGUCUACUUCCCGGCGCCACCUACAGCUUCCGGCUGCGAGCUGCCAACGAGGCUGGGUUUGGAGUCUACUCAGAGCCAACGGAGGUGACAACUGCAGCAGGACCCCCGGGCCAGUGUGGGGCGCCACUCAUCACCCUCACCAGCCACACCUGCCUGACACUCAGCUGGGAGAGCCCCGAGGGAUCCGGCGCCGACAUCUCUGAGUACCGGCUAGAGUGGCGCCGGGAGGAGGAGCCUCUGGAGGUCAUCUACUCGGGUGUGGCCACGCAGUGCGAGCUCUCGGAGCUGACGCCCGCCACGUCGUACUGCUGCAGACUGCAGGCGGUGAACCAGGCGGGGGCUGGGCCCUACAGCGAGCUGGUGAGCUUCCAGACCCCGGCGACCAAUCCCGACCCCGUCUGCUCCCUCUGCCUCCUGGACCCCGCCCCCUCGGAGUCAGACCACUCCCCCUCCACAUGCCUCUACCUGAAGUGGGAGGAGCCCAGCAGUAACGGGGCGGAGAUCACCUCUUACGUCAUCACCAUGGAGGACCAGACCAUCGACGUUGAGACCGCCACCAGUCACCUUGUCACGGGCCUUCAGCCUGACAGCGAGUACAGGGUGCAGAUCCAGGCGGUCAACGCCAUUGGCUCCAGCCCCCUGAGCCCGCCUCUCCUGGCGAGGACACGCCCCCUUCCACCGAGCCCGCCCCCCCUCGAGUGCGCCGCGGCCGGCCCCCAGAGCCUGAAGCUCAAGUGGGGGGAGAACGCCAGCGGGCUGCACGCACGGGCCCUGCUGGCCGACGACAUGGUCUACACACUACAGAUGGAGGACAAGAACCACAGGUUCGUGACAAUCUACCGCGGCCCGAGCCACACCUACAGGGUGCAGCGGCUGACCGAGUCCAGCAGCUACAGCUUCAGGAUACAGGCGACCAGCCCGGCGGGGGAGGGGCCCUUCACCGCCACACACACCUUCAUCACGGCCAAGUCGGUCCCACCCGCCAUGAAAGCUCCCAGAGUGCACCAGGUGGAGGGUAACAUGUGCGAAAUCACAUGGGAGACUAUCCAACCAAUGAGAGGAGACCCCAUCAGCUACGUGUUGCAGGUUCUGGUUGGACGAGAGUCUGAGUACAAACAGGUGUUUAAGGGAGAGGAAGCGGUCUUCCAGAUCUCCGGUCUCCAGGGCAACACAGACUACCGCUUUAGGGUGGCAGCCAGCCGCCUGUGCCAGGACUCGGCCCAGGAGAUGUGCGGGCCGCUCAGUCCUUCCUCCCUGUUCACACUGCGGCGGCAGGAAGUGAUGUCAGCGGGGGCGGAGCUGUGCGCCGCGGAGGCGGGUAAAGGGGCGGGGCUCAUCUCCAGCGACGAGCGCUUCGCCGCGCUGAUCGUCUGCGUCUUCGCCGGCUUCUCCAUCCUCAUUGCGUGCCUGCUGCAGUACCUGUUCAUGAACUAAAGGGGGCCAGGGCUCGAGGGGGGAAAUAUUACUAGAGGAUGGAAAGAGAAAUCAAAACCUACCCACGAGAGAGAGACACUACAAAAAAAGAAACAAAAAAGAAAAAGCAGUCGACGAAAGAAGCCGAAAUCAAAUCCAAGAUUGCAAACACUCGAAGUAUACCGCUGAACGUGACGUACGUUUUAUUCAUAGCACCAAUUCGGGUUUUCCUUGGGUCUCUCUUUCUGUCUUUUGUUCUUGUCUUUUUCCUGGAUCAUUCAAUAUUUCUUUUCAAUCUCUCUCUCUCUCUGUAUCUGUCUGUCUUAGUAUCAUUUGCGUGUCUCUUUUUCGAUAUGGAUAAACGUAGAAGGAAGCCGAUCUUUACACCAAACAUCGGCUGGGAAGAACACUGAUAACCAAGCCUUAAGAGAAAGAAAAUAGCUGGUAGCAAAGCAGUUGUUCCUCAGAACUGACUUGCAUGUUUUACUUUAUAUCUUUUUUUAAAAGAAACAACAUAUUCAAAUUAGACAAAAGUAUAUAUUUCUUGACGGUCAUUGCCUUAAUUUUUUUGUGAUUGUUAUCGGAUGUUUGAUUUUCACUUCUUUUUCUGUUGUUUUUGCUGCCGUAUACUACUAUUCAGCCAUAUUCCAAGGUAGGCCUUUGAAGCUUUAGCCGAUCAUACGUUGUUAUGCAGUCCAGUUCAAUUUACAGCCUUUUAUCGAUAACUGCAGUCUACACCUAUCUGAAACAAAACAAGACAAAUCAAAUCACCCAUCCAUAUUCAAAGAAAGCAUGCAAAUAUAUACUGACAUAAAGGAAAUACCGAUUUAUUUUGUGUUGCUUGAAAUCACACACAAAUACACAUACUUUUACACACAUUUAUGAAACAAGAAUGCCGAUAUGUAAUGCAGACAUUUCAGGCACACAUGCAAUGACAAUGAGAAACAUAGAUUUACCAUUAAUUUACUCUUUUACUCAGCUACCAAAGCAAUGCAAUCCAUGCGUGAUGUAAGAUGCUGCUAUCCUUUGAUUUUAUAUCUUCAGAAAGAAUGGAAAACCGGUAAAAAUAGAUAAAAUAAAAAAAGAUAUAUAUUUACAAAUAUACAUACCAACAUUAUAUAUUAUAUAUAUACAACCAAUAGAUAUUAUAACAAAUAUAUAUAUGUGUGUAUUUAUAUAUAUAUAUAUAUAUAUACAUAUAUAUGUUUAUAUAUAUAAAAUGCUGUAGAUGUAUUGUAAUAUAAGUGAUGGUAACUUGGGGAGUACGGCUUAAGUGAAAGGGAGGGAGUCUAUUUUAGUUUGCGAACAGCAAAGAAAUUCAGCCCUUAAACACUGGUCUCAGUUCAAGGUUUUUCAAUAAGAUGAAAUAAGAUUUCAUCCGUUUUUGGUCGGUGUUUGGGAUUGAAGCUCGGAAUGUGAUUGGCUGCAUCGGAGCCCUAGCUUGCACACCUGUAAGGUUCUUUUUUGUAAUACUGGUGUAUGGCUCGUGCGCAUCACAGACCAUAACUAGCUAGACAGCUAUAAUACUGCUGUGUGUUAGCAAAACCACAACCAUAGAUGUUAGCAGUUAGCUUGAGACCCUCUACCCUCCCUACCCUAUACCCUCCAAGCAGCCGGCUGACCUAGCUCUCGAGCAAAGUCGGCGAACCAAUACUUCUAACUAAGGUCUAAGGAUUCCUUCCGCUGCCUCAUUUCCUCAACGCUUCCCCCAUAAGUAUCUGUGGUAUACUUUAUUAUAACACUUUCUUAUUCCCGAUACACACACACACACACACACACACACUUCCUCCCGUUCUCUCUGUACAUCUCUUUCCUUCUUUCUCUUGUUUUCUCUCUGCAGCAGGUCAUUUAAGUGACCAGUAAUCAGAGCAGUGGUAGGGUCUGGGGCCGCUCGACGUACGCUCUGGGGAUUAGAGCUAAUGUUCACUAACCAAACAAGCCUUCGACCGAGCAUACUACAUUACCCAGAGUCUGGUUUCUUUUCUGUGCCAGAGGUCUACUUUUAAACCAAGGGGACGGGGGACGGGGGGGGGGGACUAAGAACAAAGAGGAGGGAACUAGAUGGUUGUAGGGGGGAGGAGUUCCUUGUUGCUUGCCCUGCCCACAUCUCCACCUCCCACUGUGAUUGGCGACCUGUAACGCACCUCAGGGAAGUGGUCUUACAAGGAAGGAUAUCUUUAUGUUAGGAACUUCGUUACCAUCGAUGCAGUCUCUCUCUCUCUCUCUCUCUCUUUCUCGCUCUCUCUCUCUCUCUCUCUCUUUCUCGCUCUCUCUCUCUCUCACUCUCUGUCUCUCUCUCUCUCUCUCGCUCUCUCUCUCUCACUCUCUGUCUCUCACUCUGUCUCUCUCUCCCACUCUCUUUCUCUCACCAUUCUGUCCUUUUUACACUGUAUCGUCCUCUUUCCACGCUGUGCCUUGUUCCUGUUUUUGUCACUAAGCAAAGUGGUCUAUCCGCUAAAAGUUACCUUUUGCCAAAGUUGAUGGGAAAAAAAAUUAAGGUAUAGGUCUUUUCUUAGUUCUUUUUUCUUAUUUAUACUAUAUAUUUGCAUACAGUACUUUACAUGCCAAUUACAGUGCAAUCGUCAUUUAUUUAUUGUUUAAAAGAUUAAGAGACAAGUGUAGUUAUAUAGAAAACAAAAAAUUAUUGUAGCACGACGUUUUAUUUUCUUCCUUUCUAAUUUUUUUAAUGGAUGUAUGUUUAUAAAAAGGCCAGCAUUCCGUGUCUCAGUAACCCUUUUAAAGUAUUUUACCAUUAAACUGUCGGGAACAUCAUAAGCAAGAUUUCUGCGUCGCAGUUUGUUACCAAAUGCCUACAUUCUUAUUUGUACUUUCCUCACUCUUCAUCGGUCGUCGUUCUUUAUCUCCUCUUCUCAGUGGCCGUGAUAACUGCCAAGCAGUUUUAUUGUAAUGCUUUAGAGACAUAUGUAGCAGACCUAGCCCACAAAAUGUUAUGGGAUCUAUGUAGCUGCCUUUGGCUUUUGUUUUUUUGAUAUAUUUUCCUUUCUCUGGUAGUGUUAUAAUGAAGCUCCUGGUUCUUCUUUUACGGUUUUAAUGCCAAAGUUCACGCUUCUGGUGUCGACUCGACGACGCUGCCUUUUCCUAUCCUUUUUAUUUCCUUUGCAUUAUUUUGGAUCGUCUAAAGGGUUCUGUGAUGUUCAUGUAAGCUGCACAGCGCCGAGACUAUACCUAUUGUUGUUAUUAUUCUCAAAAAGGAAAGGAAAAAAAACACAUUAACUUGGAUCUGUGAUUACACUUCUUCAUCAUAUUACCGUUUUUUAUUCGGAUGAUUUCAUUUGUAUUCUUUUCCCUUUAUUUGUAUUGCAAAAAGAAAUGUGCCAUUUUUUUUAUGUUUACUCACUUUUUCCCCCUAAGAUUUUAUGCAGAAAGGUGCAUAAAAGGCGAAAGCAUCAAAACAAUGAUUUCAGGCAGGGUUUCGACAAUGAAAGCGAUGAUUCCUUGUUCCAGGCUAGCGCUGGUUAUAGCUGUAGUGAGUAUUUUGUAUCCAGUAUUUUGCUAAGAGAUGAUAUACAGAGAUAUCUAUAGAGCUAUAGUAUACGAUUGUAAUGAGAAAUAAGAAUUUAAGCGUUUAAGCACUUUUUUUUUUAAGAGCAAAGCAUUAGUCUUGCAGAGUCAAAACACCAGCGGGGUAGAGAUUUAGGUUGUCCACCCCCCCCCCCCCCCCUUCUCCUGGGUCCAUACACUACUCUGCCAAGGACAUCUGUACAUUUAUUUGUUAUUACAACACCGUUGGCAUCACUGUGACAUCACCAGGGGUUGAUGGCAUGACUUUAACUUCCCCUGGGGCGCAUCUGUGCACCCCUGAAUAGUUUAUGUAUAUAUACAUAUUUUUUUCUCUCCUCCCCCCUCUGUGGUGGGAGGGAGAUGGCAAAGUUGGGGAGGGAGGGAGGGAGCGUGGGAGGGAGGAUAGCUCGACCGGUGCCUUAACCUCUGAUGUGCUCGUCGUGUGUGUAUCAUGGUGUGUAUCUCUAUUGCAUGGGGGGGGGGGGGGGGAUUGCCAGGAAGUGGGUGCGUGAAAUGUCCUAGUGGUUUAGUAACCCAACGUUACGCUAGUUAGAGUAUAAUAUGUUAAACUCCUUCCUUAAAGCAUCUUGCUGUUAGCCGACACCCCCUACCCCUCCAACCCAACUCAAGUGAGAUCAUGAUCGGCCCUGUGCUAGACCAGUCAGUCAGGCCAGUAAAUAAUUGCAUUGAUUAGCCCAACGUCAACCCAACGUUAUCCCCGGCACCGUUUCCCGGGCUAGGUACUCCCUUACUUUUUGUAUUUGUUUCAUUGUUUUUGUUUUGUGGAUUUUUUGUAAUGUUUUUUUUUUUGCUAGUUCGUAGACCGCCAACCUUUCUUCCCUCCUUCACGUCCUUUUGCAGGGUUUUCAUGAUUGACAGACAGAUUAUUGAUUAGCAACUUCAUGUCUGUGCCUUCGGAGUGGUCCUGGUUUUCCUUUAAUUUCUUAGUUUUUUUCUUAUUGAGAUUUUGGCCGAGAGAUUGGCGAUUUGAAAAAGUACAGAGAAACACAGGUAUUUCAAUCUUUUCUAAGCAAAACAACAAAAACAAACAUAUUUUUACCUCACGAUUAAAAAUCAAGACAUUCCAAUGUUGUCAUAGUCUACGAAAUUGAAAAUACAGAAAAAUCAUGCAUUUCAUGUAUUGUAAAUGUUAGACAAUUUCAUAUGCAUCAUAUAAAGAAACUGCCAUAUCAAUUUUAAUGUAUAGAUUUUGCAAAUACUACCCUAUGUAUGUAAGACAUAACUGUAUCGGUAGCGUAUAUAUAAUAUAUUUAUGCCCAAUAAAUGUUUAAAUUUUUUUCUGA
Gadus macrocephalus (Pacific cod) is the source of this 8760-nucleotide messenger RNA. It is a transcript of the gene fndc3ba, whose product is annotated as fibronectin type III domain containing 3Ba. NCBI's taxonomy places the organism in Eukaryota, Metazoa, Chordata, Actinopteri, Gadiformes, Gadidae. The transcript is spliced from 24 exons. Bases 1154 to 3955 code for a protein of 933 amino acids. Gene Ontology annotation, molecular function: protein binding. The record is from RefSeq and is a predicted model, not a curated record.